Molecule: messenger RNA, 1543 nt
Organism: Ruditapes philippinarum (Manila clam)
Lineage: Eukaryota; Metazoa; Mollusca; Bivalvia; Venerida; Veneridae
Product: acid sphingomyelinase-like phosphodiesterase 3b
Exons: 6
Coding region: 82-1461 (459 amino acids)
Molecular function (GO): hydrolase activity
Source: RefSeq, a predicted model, not a curated record
CCGAAAUCAGCCACCAUAUCUUCGUUUACCUGACAUUUGUUUAUCUUCCGAAUGAGAGUUUAGUUAUUCUCAAAGGAAAAGAUGGAGAAGGGAAUUUAUGUCUUGUGUUUUCUAUGUGUAUUUUUUACUUCACUACAAGUGGUUAUUUCAGACACAGGUUAUUUCUGGCAUAUAACCGACUUUCAUUAUGACUUUACUUAUCAUGGUCGACAACUAUCCUGCAAUAAGACGAAUGUACCAGACAACGUGGGUCAGUUUGGCGAUUUCUGGUGUGACUCACCAUGGUUACUUGUAAACAGCAGCGUUCGAGCAAUGGCUGACAUCAAAUAUGAUGUUGAUUUUGUCCUUUGGACGGGAGAUACAGUUUUACAUGGAAAGAAUGAAGAUCUUAGUUAUGACAUUAACGCCGGUAUUCUUGAAAACGUAACUGAAGUCAUCAAAACAACGUUACCAGGUGUACCCGUGUAUGCGACGUUUGGUAACCACGAUUACUUUCCUAAUAACCAAUUUCCACCUAACAACAAUCUGCUUUACAAUGAUACCCUUAACAGAUGGGGGUCAUGGCUUGAUGACCCUUCUCAGCACGAUAAUUUCAGAAAAGGGGCGUUCUAUACUAAAAAGACACGUUAUGGGCUCAGGAUAGUUGCUUUGAACACUAACUUGUACUACACAUCCAACAAGGCUAUACUCAAUUAUACAGACCCCGCCGACCAGAUAGCCUGGCUAAAUUCUACUCUUGCACAAGCUAGAACAAACAAGGAAAAGGUGUUGGUAACAGCUCAUAUUCCCCCAGGGGUACACACACCCAACGGUUUGAUUUGGAUGCAUUUGGUCUACCACGAACCUCUUGUCUCGGUUCUACGGGGCUUCACAGACAUUAUCGUCGCCAUGCACUUCGGACAUGAUCAUGCAGAUGGGUUUAAAAUUUUGAAAAAUGAUAAAGAUGGAUCAGCUGCUCCUAUUUUUAUUGCCCCGUCAGUCACUCCCUGGAGGUAUGUUAUUCCGUCACAUAUAGGUCCCGCACAUAAUCCGGGCAUCCGGCUAGUAAAGUACGACAGAUCAACAGGCAUCCAUCUUGAAAUUGAACAACAUUACCUAGACCUUUUAAAGGCAAACAAAAAUGGCGCCGCCAUGUGGGAGUUAGAAUACAAGACCAGUUCACACUACGGACUUGACAGACUCACUGCAGCUGACUUAUCUAAUCUUGCAGAGAAAAUGAAGGAAGCAUCGAGUAACGAGUUUAAGAAUUAUUGGAAGUUUAACAGAGUUACUCCCCCGGAAAAUCUUGCCGAGGCUUGCAAUGAGGAAUGUCACUCUUCUAUUAUUUGUGGCUUCACAGAAUUUGAUAUGGAUAAUUUCAAAUCAUGCAAAGCCAGUAUGGUUUCAACUGCAUCUACGCUUUCAAAUGCCGUUGUAUAUAUCUUAAUCAAACUUGUUGUUCUCUGUGUAUUGUUGAAUUAGUGCUUAAUUGGAAGCCACAUUUUUGAAAUCAGGAACCUUGCUUCAUGACAUUGUAUAGUUUAUAGAAUCUGAAUACCUGGCA